Messenger RNA from Dama dama (fallow deer), 4455 nucleotides. RefSeq names its product tripartite motif containing 9 (gene TRIM9). Lineage: Eukaryota; Metazoa; Chordata; Mammalia; Artiodactyla; Cervidae. The record is from RefSeq and is a predicted model, not a curated record. The transcript is spliced from 10 exons. Gene Ontology annotation, molecular function: protein binding; zinc ion binding. The coding region runs from base 178 to 2310 and encodes 710 amino acids.
GCUCACAGAGAGAGCGCCUCGCAGGGAGUCGGCGCCUGAGCGACGCGGGAAGGAGCCACUGCCGAAACCGCCGCCGCCACUGCUGGCCAAGGUGCUGGACACGACAGGCCAGCCGGCCACCUCGUCAGCUCAGGCGCCCGUUGCAGCCGCAGCUGCUUCGCUCCCAGCCCGGUCCCCAUGGAAGAGAUGGAAGAAGAGUUAAAAUGCCCCGUGUGCGGCUCCUUCUAUCGCGAGCCCAUCAUCUUACCCUGCUCUCACAAUAUAUGUCAGGCGUGCGCCCGCAACAUCCUGGUACAGACCCCGGAGUCAGAGUCCCCCCAGAGCCGACGGGCCUCGGGCUCCGGGGUCUCUGAUUAUGAUUAUCUGGAUCUGGACAAGAUGAGCCUGUACAGCGAGGCGGACAGCGGCUAUGGCUCCUACGGGGGGUUCGCCAGCGCCCCUACUACACCGUGCCAGAAGUCCCCCAACGGCGUCCGUGUGUUCCCCCCGGCUAUGCCGCCACCGGCCACCCACCUGUCACCGGCCUUGGCCUCUGUGCCCCGCAACUCCUGUAUCACCUGCCCCCAGUGCCACCGCAGCCUCAUCUUGGAUGACCGGGGUCUCCGCGGCUUCCCCAAGAACCGCGUCCUGGAAGGGGUAAUUGACCGCUACCAGCAGAGCAAAGCGGCUGCCCUUAAAUGCCAGCUCUGCGAGAAGGCACCCAAGGAAGCCACCGUCAUGUGUGAACAGUGCGAUGUCUUCUACUGUGACCCGUGCCGCCUGCGCUGCCACCCGCCCCGGGGUCCUCUGGCCAAGCAUCGCCUGGUACCCCCGGCCCAGGGCCGCGUGAGCCGGCGGCUAAGCCCACGGAAGGUCUCCACCUGCACAGACCACGAGCUGGAGAACCACAGCAUGUACUGCGUGCAGUGCAAGAUGCCCGUGUGCUACCAGUGCUUGGAGGAGGGCAAACACUCCAGCCACGAAGUCAAGGCUCUAGGGGCCAUGUGGAAACUGCACAAGAGCCAGCUCUCCCAGGCGCUGAACGGGCUGUCAGACAGGGCCAAGGAAGCCAAGGAGUUCCUGGUACAGCUGCGCAACAUGGUCCAGCAGAUCCAGGAGAACAGUGUGGAGUUCGAGGCCUGCCUGGUGGCGCAAUGUGAUGCCCUCAUUGAUGCCCUCAACAGGAGGAAAGCCCAGCUGCUUGCCCGUGUCAACAAGGAGCACGAGCACAAGCUAAAGGUGGUUCGAGAUCAGAUCUCUCAUUGCACAGUGAAAUUGCGCCAGACCACGGGUCUCAUGGAGUACUGCCUGGAGGUGAUUAAGGAAAAUGAUCCUAGUGGCUUUUUGCAGAUUUCUGAUGCCCUCAUAAGGAGAGUGCACCUGACUGAGGAUCAGUGGGGGAAAGGCACGCUCACUCCCAGGAUGACCACGGACUUCGACUUGAGCCUGGACAACAGCCCUCUGCUGCAGUCCAUCCACCAGCUCGACUUUGUGCAGAUGAAAGCUUCCCCUCCAGUCCCAGCGACUCCCAUCCUGCAGCUGGAGGACUGCUGCACCCACAACAACAGCGCCACUCUGUCUUGGAAACAGCCGCCUCUGUCCACGGUGCCCGCGGAAGGAUACAUUCUGGAGCUGGAUGACGGCAAUGGCGGUCAGUUCCGGGAAGUAUAUGUUGGAAAGGAGACCAUGUGCACCGUGGAUGGUCUUCACUUCAACAGCACGUACAAUGCUCGCAUCAAGGCCUUCAACAAAACGGGAGUCAGCCAGUACAGCAAGACGCUGGUCCUGCAGACAUCUGAGGUGGCCUGGUUUGCUUUCGACCCUGGCUCGGCACACUCUGACAUCAUCUUCUCCAAUGACAACCUGACUGUGACCUGCAGUAGCUACGAUGACCGCGUGGUGCUGGGGAAGACCGGUUUCUCCAAGGGCGUCCACUACUGGGAGCUGACAGUGGAUCGCUACGACAACCACCCCGACCCUGCCUUUGGCGUGGCUCGCAUCGAUGUGAUGAAGGAUGUGAUGUUAGGAAAGGACGACAAAGCUUGGGCAAUGUAUGUGGACAAUAACCGGAGCUGGUUCAUGCACAACAACUCGCACACCAACAGAACUGAGGGAGGGAUCACAAAGGGGGCCACGAUUGGGGUCCUCCUCGACUUCAAUAGAAAAACCUUGACGUUUUUUAUCAACGACGAACAGCAAGGUCCCAUCGCGUUUGAGAACGUGGAGGGCCUGUUCUUCCCGGCCGUCAGCCUCAACAGGAACGUGCAGGUCACGCUUCACACGGGGCUCCAAGUCCCCGACUUCUACUCCAGCAGAGCAUCAAUAGCCUAAGAAUGUGCCGUGGAGGCGCCAGCUGCCUGUUCUUACCUCCCGCCUGAGAGUGACCACAAGGAGCUCAGCCAGACCUGGAGGGAGAGAGGAGGAGAAACGCUGGUCCUCAUACCCACAACGCCCCCACACACACCCUUCCCCUCCAGCCUCUCUACUGCUGUAAAGCCUGCUUUCUCUUCCAUAGUCAGCAGUUCUAACCAACAGAGGACCUAGACAGCCCACCGUGUCACUUUGUUUCCAAACCCAGAUUUUGCUUUUAAUUACAUUACUUUUUUGUGUAGGUGAGUUAUCUUUUGUUUUUCUUCCGAUCGUGUCAUUGGUGACUUACAAACUGGCACUGCCAAGAGAAAAUUCUCCUAAUAACUUUUUUCUUAAGCUCUCUGUCAAAGAGGUAGGUGGUAGGGAGAGGUAGGGAAGAAUGAGCUGAACUUGGAGCUUGCCAUUUAGAAUGUUCUUGAGUGUUCUUGGCCUGUGACCUCUCAUGCAGUGUUACCUCUGCAUAGCUAGUCUUUUCAGCAAUGAAAACUUUUACUAUCCAGUGAAGCACAAAAAUGAUAGCUAUACAACUGCAUAGAGGUUCAUAGCAGUGUAGGCUCAAAGGACAUCUGGGUCAUUAGGACGGGUCAGAAACCCUGGUCACUGAUUGAAACUGGAAAGUCUCUAAACAUAGGCAGGCCAGGGGACUUCAUGAUUUGGUUCAUUUAUUUAUCACAAGUUUUUAAUUGAGAACCUAUUAUGGACCAGACACUGUUCUAGAUGCUGGAGACACAAUAGUGAAUACACAGGUGUGGUCUCUGCCCUCCUGGAGCUUAUAUUGUCCCAGGAGAACAAACCAAAAAUAAAAUUAUUGCAAACUGUUACUAGCACUAGAAAGGAAGUAAAAAGGGCCAAAGAUGCUCAUUGGCAAGAUCUUUCAGAUCCCCCAGAAUGAUGCUAAAAAUCCAUACAGUCUGGCCAUAGCACCAGAAACAUGCCAACUCAAUGCCUUUCCAACUGUGCUAUUUUAAUUAUGGUACCUGCUGCCAUUCAUCACAAAGCCCUUCUUUACUAGAAAUGAUGUCAGCAUUCUUAUUUGUUAAUGCUGCAGUGAUACUAAGCCUUAAAAACUUAAUGUGAAAAAAAAAAAAGUAACAACCAGAAGGAGGAGCUCUCAUUCUCUGUAAUGGGGGAUCUUAAAUUGCAGAUCACAGCAUUCCAUUCUCAGGAUUAAUGCGCUUGUCUCCGUUUAGACUCACUUUCUGUGCCUGUCACAGGUGAACUGUCCAUCCGCUCAGCUGCCAUCACAACCCACCUUUCUGGACUAGUUCAAUUAAUGUUUGGAAGGAAAAUGAAAUUGUAGGUCACUGCUCUGCUCUUAACAGAGAUAAUAGCAAAAUAGCAGAAUAAUAAACUUAUUACUUCCAUGUAGAGAUAGACCUAUAUAAGUAAGCUUCCUUUCAGAUUCUUUUGUUUGACAUGAAGUUUUAGAAAAUGUUGGACCUUGAAAGAAGUUCUGGUUAGUUGUCUAAAUAUUUGCCAGGGAGUCAAGAAAUUCACCAAGAAAAAAAGAAAAAAGUAACAAAAGAAAAGCAGUAGGAUUGGAAAGCUAGCAAAUUAAAGUUUGGGCAAAAAGUAAUAUGUGUAAAUAGCUAAUAGUUUACUUUUGUGCUUUAUUUAGAUUAUUUCUAUCUGCUGUGGUGUUUUUCUAAUUAAGUGUACCUAAUUUAUUGAAUGGGUGCUAUCCUGUUUGUGUCCACCUUGGUUUUUCUUGGCUACAGAACCACUCUGUUGCAGGCCAACACUCAUAUGAUAUUUGAUUUACUCUCCAAUGAGACUUGAUGGCUGGGCCGCUGUAGACUCAUAGUUACUCUUGUUCUUUAUUAAAUUCAUCCUGCUAAUUAGAUUUCUAGUGACUGGUAACACAUAGUUUACACAGAAUUGCAAUUAUAGAUACAUAGAGCUCCUGUACUAGAAAAAAAAUGGAUAUUUCUGGUGUACCAAUAAAUGAUUUUUAUGAGAGAACAUUUUAUGUCUCUUUAGAAUAUCAUAGUUUUUUUGCCUAUUUGGGAUGACAGUUCGCCUUUGUCAGAGCAAUAUUUCUUCAGCAAAGUGUCAUUGGAAGGUCCCCCAGGACUGGGGAAAGCACAUGUACUUCAUCCCAUCUCC